GCGCUGCAGCCCCUGAUGUCAAGUGGCGAGUGUUUCUCCGUGAUAAUUAACGAAUUUUGCUUAUCGAUAAAUUGAUUGAUAGUUGGCUGAGAUUAAUUCAGAAAUAUUAAUAUACACUGUGGAAAUAACACGAGAUUAUUGUGUUAAGCUCAAGUGUUACGUUGACGUAUAGUGAAAAUUGCAAAGAAUAUCACAAGCGAUUAAUUUCGUUUGUAAUCAACUGCCAAUAGAAGACGAGAAAAGUAAAAAAAAAAAUCUUCCACUGUGUAGUAGUGCGCGAAUUUCAUAGUUUUUGCUAUUUGUAGUUACCUAUCAGCAUCGUUGUUUGAAAGAUUUAAAAAAAAAGUUCUUCUUCGAUAAUGAAGACCAACGAUAGGAGCGGAAAUGUUUCACGAGUUAGAAUCGUGGUUCUAGGAAGUAGCAACGUUGGAAAAUCUGCCCUGACCGUGCGCUAUCUCACCAGGCGAUUCAUCGGCGAAUAUCGAUCGAAUACCGAUUUGCUCUACAGGCAGAUAGUUACGGUUAAUAACAUGGCGUUGAAUGUGGAAAUAGUCGAUGUAUCAGGCGAAGCGGAAACAAGUUUUCCUGCUGACCAAGUCGCUUGGGCUGACGGUUGCCUGAUUGUCUACAGCGUUACCGAUCGUCAGAGUUUUUUGUACGCCGAAGAGUGCCUUCGUCAUUUUCAAGAGGGAGACAGUCCAGCCGUCCAAACCGUUCUCCUGGCGAAUAAAAUGGACCUAGAACACCUACGCGAGGUCGAGGAAGUCGAAGGCCGGGAGCUAUCGAAACAGUACGGAUGCCAAUUUCACGAGAUUUCGGUCGCGGAAGAUUCGUCCUCGCUCUACAAGGCGUUUGAACAUCUGGUGACUGAGUGUCGAGUUUUACUUCGAAACACAAAGACGCGAAAGUUCUCCGUUAGUAAGAUGAUCGGUACAUUAAUCGGUACGCAGAAGAGUGCUACCCCGUCAUGCGGGGGUACCGUUGUCGUAUGUAAUAAAAAUGAUCUUCACUAUUCUCGAGUAUUGAAAAGACGACAAAACUUAGUGGCACCAGCGAGUCUAUGAUGCCUUGAAAUAGCCGAGAACGAGUAAUGAGUUCAAGGCAGGAUGUACAUGCUUGUUCAUCUACAAGAUGAACGCCCAUUUUACGGACUAACUGGCUGGAAGCUGCUGAAACCGAUGCCGACGUUGGUGCUGGACCUGAAACGACGGGGAGGAUUGACGGCGCUAGACUCCAGCGAAAUGUAAUCUGUCCUUUGGCCUACCUACCCUGAAAUUUCCGUAAAGGCGAUUGUCGUGAAAAGGCUAUGCCGGCUACAAGAAAGUGGACACAUGGAUUUGGUGUCAGUAGCGACGGUGUGAGGAGGAAACGAGAGGGGCUUCAGCUCCGCCAACCGAGGUGAUAUACUUGAAGCUGAUCGCGUUUAGCACGACGCCUGUCUACAAAAAUAACCGACGAUGAGACCUGGUAUGUUGGCAAUGGCGUCGCUACCAGUGUCCUCGUCGAUGACGUUGUGGUUUACAUUCAUUCAUGCUACCACAAACAGUUCCAACAUGAGAAACUGAGAAUUGGAUGACUGACCCCGCGGGUGGCACGGACCUCGAGUCGUUAUCGUCGUGAGAUAUUUAUCAAUCGACGCUCGGCGUUGUUCUGUAUUUAUCGUCGGCGAAGAUACUCGCGCCCGAAAUGAUCCCACCGGGAUGAGGUGUUGAUUUUUAGUAAAAUGAAGAACACUGAUUCGUGUCAUUCGUUUUCAAAUAUCGCGUGAGGGGCGAGGGGAAAAUUACGUGUAGAGCCAACGAAUGUAUAGCCCGGUCCGAUUCGCAGUCGAGGGAUUUUAUUCGUUAUAUGUUGAAUUGCUGGAUUUUCAAUUUAUAUACGUGGCUCAUUUCUAGUCUGACGUAGUAAUCUCAAUUGCAUACCGUUUACCGUUGGUUCUGAAAAAUAUAUUAAGAUAUUGAAAUGUUCAAAUGAAACGACCAGAAUCAAAAACUGAACGAAAUUUUGUGAUCAUUCGAGUGCCUAAACGAUACCUAUCUAAGUCACGUCACGUGUACAAUGAAAAUAUAGCGGAUAUAUCUUAUGUAUAAACGGUUUUCCGUCUCUGUUCCCUUAACUCAAUUAGGUACUUGUAUUGUCAGUUGUUAUUAUUAUUUCGUAAAAAUAAUAAUAGCAAUAAUUAUUAUUAUAAUCAUUUUCAUUAUUUAUUCGUCACAAACGCAAUGAAAUAUUAAUAUAUUACGCAGAUUUGUGAAUGAUUUUGUUUGCGAUUAUUUUUACGACGACAAGACUAGCGGAUAUCCGUAAAGAAAAAUGGAAAACAAAAUCAGUCGUACAGUAUUUUGAGAGUAAACUGACGAUGUAUUGCGAUGUAACUUAUUUUUAGUUUCCUGAAGGGUGACUAAAUUAUACAUGAGUAGUACCGAUAAGAAAACAUGGGAUCGAACGCCGCGUAUCCCAUGGUACGUAUACGUGCAUUGCAUGUUCCUUAUGAACGAGUGUACGAGUGAUUAUUUAUUCACGUAGACAUUAUACGGAAUGUAAAGUUCUCACGGUAUACACCUUAUACGCAAUUGUGACGCAAAUUACUGAACGUCGUUUAUUGGUUCGGAUAGAGUACAAUGCAUACAUAGAAAUGACUAAUAUUCUAGUUAACGCAUCUAAGAAUAGAAUGUAUUAUUGUAUUAAACGCAUAAAAAUAGGAUUAGGAAUUUAUUAUUCGUAUUUAUUAUAAUUAUAAACGAUAUUUAUGAAAGGAAUUGCGUUCUCAAAAGGCUGUGAGUUAAAUUUUUCUUUACAAAAAAUAGGCUGUACAAAUUUCUCGCGAAUUAAUGAUAUAAGGUGUACAGAAAUAGUCUCAUUAAUAUACUACAUAAUAGGUGAAAAUAAAAAAAUAAAUGAAUAUACAUGAAAAAAAA
Athalia rosae (coleseed sawfly) is the source of this 2918-nucleotide messenger RNA. RefSeq names its product ras-related and estrogen-regulated growth inhibitor-like protein. The transcript is spliced from 6 exons. The coding region runs from base 360 to 1064 and encodes 234 amino acids. Gene Ontology annotation, molecular function: GTPase activity; GTP binding. The record is from RefSeq and is a predicted model, not a curated record. Lineage: Eukaryota; Metazoa; Arthropoda; Insecta; Hymenoptera; Athaliidae.